AUCCAACACAAAUAUUGUCGCAAGUGCUCCCAAGCAGUCCCAAUUAGCGCAACAGGAUGGUUUGCACUAUUUGCAAAGACAUGCUAGAGAAGCACAUCAAUUAUCGAUGGAAAGGAACAUACGACCUAGCAUUUGAUCACCACCGCACUCACCAGAGUCUCAAGGACUCAGCAAAAGAGAAUUGUUGCAUCUGUCGGGUUCUUCUUUCGAUGUUCAAAAGCCGGGACGAUGCGGAUCAUGAAUCGCAUACUUCCAUAGCGGGAAAGAAGAAGGAAGCAUUUUUCACACAGGCUUCGCUGACAUAUAAUCGUCAAUGGGAGGCUUAUCGACUUGAUUUCAGAUUGAAUCAACAAUACAAUCUGGAGCGUGUAGGAAGUUUUUUGCUGAAGCAACUUCCUGCGCAAGACCUCGCCCGCCCUAUACCAAACAAUACAUCCUCUUAUGGAAACGUGCAACUGGCACGGAAAUGGCUGAACGAAUGCAUAAACACUCAUCGAAUGUGCAGGCACGUGAGUCCUGCCACGACCUGGUAUCCAACACGCCUCGUUGAUAUGGGCCAUAUUUCCCUGGGUCGUGUUAAGGUAGUGGAGCCCAGACAACACGAUCAACAGAUUACGGGAAAAUAUGUUACCCUCAGCCAUUGUUGGGGAGACAUAGACUUCUAUCACUUGACAAAAGAUACACUUGCACGAUUCGAAGAUGGAAUCGCACUCGACGAACUUCCAAAAACCUUCCAGCACGCAAUGGAUUUCGCUUGCAGGCUCGGUGUCAGAUAUAUCUGGAUAGAUUCAUUAUGCAUCCUCCAAGAUUCGCAAAAGGACUGGUUAUACCAAUCAGCGCAAAUGGACCAGGUUUACAACAAUUCGCUUUGCAACAUCUCAGCUACUGCAGCUAGCAAUAGCUCCAAAGGUCUUUAUGUGGACAGAGACAGCAAACAGCAUUGGAUCGACGAAGUGGCUUUGAAUACGGACGGUAUUCCAGGACGACCACCUGAUCGCGAGCCGAGCAAGAAAGUGUCUCUUCAGAAUAUUGUGCAGCAGUUGCAGAACGCCAAUCUGACGAAUGGUCAUCAUGUCAAACAAGCAAGACAAGUUAACGGAAAUGCGAAGAAAGCUGCAGACGCUGCCAAAGCAAAACCGAAGUACACAAUCCUGAACCUUGGAUUUUGGGAAGCAACAGUGGAUCAGGCUCCUGUGAACAGAAGAGGUUGGGUUCUGCAAGAGAGAUUGAUAGCUCCACGAGUUCUUCAUUUCUGCCACGAUCAAAUCGCUUGGGAGUGUUGGGAAAAGGACGCCGUCGAAAGCCUUGCAGACGGGAUGCCACUACUUCAACUCAAAGCAGGAUCGAUCGUAUCUGGGAGUAGACUGAAAGGAAUGGUUCCAAGCGUGGAUGGAAAAGCGUUGCGCCAUGCAAGACUCGUCCGUGGUAGACUCACGAGUGGUAAAUAUACAGACAUCGACGCACAUAUGGGGCUCUCUGUUCCUUCCAUCUACUGCUUCGAAGUCUGGAAGCGAGUUGUGGAAACUUAUUCCAAGACACGUUUGACCAAGGCUACUGACAAGCUCAUUGCUUUGGCUGGGAUCGCAAAGAUCAUGUCGAGGCGCAUACUUAACGGGAGAGACGAAGAUUAUGUAGCAGGAAUGUGGCGGGACAACCUCGAAAGCCAGCUCUUGUGGCGGGUGGACCCAGCAGUCCGGAAAGAUGGAACGUAUGACUUCCACUCGGAACGUCCAGGCAUGGAUGAAUAUCGUGCUCCGAGUUUCUCCUGGGCAGCCAUCGACUCUGAACGAGGCAUCAACUAUGCUGAUGUUACCGACUUCGGUAGAGAGGCGGAAACGGAUCUCUGCAUCAAGAUCGAGACCGUCAUCUUGAAAUACAAGACUGACGAUCGUUUCGGAAUGUUGACUACUGGCGGCUUUCUCGAACUCAAAGGCGUCCUCAAGAGAAUCAACAUCAUAGAUUCCACAAUGACGACUUCGCCACGAAGGGGAUACACGAGAUACCACUGGCAGCUCGUGAAAAAUGGUCGGGUGGUGGACGAGCCAUAUAAGAUGAUAUAUCUUGAUGCGCCUUCUAGCGAUCGAAGGCAUAUCAUCGGUCCCAAUCGUGGAAUAUACUGUUUGCCAGUAUGCUUCGAAAGAGCAGCUGAACCAAAAGAGCUGAUAUGUCUUUUGCUGCAGGCUGUGGGAGGCAUGCCUAAUACCUUCAAGAGAGUUGGAUUGACGAAGAUUUCGAGAUAUCAUAAGGAGGAUCAGGAGGAGAUUAUGAAGUUGUCUGGAGAUGAGAAUUCGAUGGACUGUAUUUGGGAUGCUCAAGCUGGGAGGCAUACCAUUCGUAUCAUCUGAGUAGAGCGGCUGCAUUCAAGCCGUUUGCAAAAUUUCCAUGCCGCACACUGAUGCGUUUUGAGGUUGGAAUGGAGAAGAUAGCAGCACUACAUACUUGCCAUGUACUGUAUAUCGAGAGGUAUGAUGACGAUAAAGGACGUGAGUAACAUGUAUAUAUAGCUAGGAGGAGGAGCUUCCAAGGCAAGGGAUCUGUAUGUGACCAGACUAACAACAAAUGGUUAGCGUGUCAUAAAAUGCGGCGCUUCAGCGCG
Molecule: messenger RNA, 2596 nt
Organism: Mollisia scopiformis
Lineage: Eukaryota; Fungi; Ascomycota; Leotiomycetes; Helotiales; Mollisiaceae
Product: HET-domain-containing protein
Exons: 3
Coding region: 57-2345 (762 amino acids)
Source: RefSeq, a predicted model, not a curated record